AUGGCCAUGCAUUGGGGCUGCCUGGUCGCAUCGUGCCUGGCGCUGGUCGAAUCCCAGAAGGUGGGCGUGACCUUUCGCAACGAGAUGGACGUCGACGCGGAGCUGGCCUGGGUGCAUCCGGAGACGAAGGAAGCGACCGGCGUCGGCCGCGUGCCGGCCUACGGCGGCGAGCUCCACCAGGACACCUGGGCGGGCCACACGUUCACCUACGACCAGGGCGAGGUCACGAUCCGCGGCGACCGCACGUUCUAUAGUCUGACGAAGACGGGCACGGUGCGCGUCGCCUGCGGCACGACCGUCGGGACCAUAGGAAUCAGCGUGUUCCCGGACUGGGCGCCGCGCGGCGCGGGGCGAUUCUUGGAGUUGGUGCGGCGCAAGUACUUCGACGGCGCGGCGAUCAACCGCGUCGUGCCGCGGUUCCUCGCGCAGUUCGGCAUCUCCAAGGACUACGAGACGCGCACGCGGUGGCGCACGGCGAACAUCCCCGACGACCCGAAGCAGCGCAUCCCCUUCGAGGCGGGCAUGAUCGCCUACGCCGGCUCCGGGCCCGACAGCCGGUCGACGGAGAUGUUCUUCGUGAUGCCGGACACGCCGAAGCACCAGCUCGACCACUUCGGGACGAACCCGUGGGAGACGCCGUUCGCGGUCUGCGACCCGGGCGCGGUGCGCGACGUGCUGCCCAAGCUCGCGAACCCCUACGGCGACAUGCCGCCCUGGGGCAACGGGCCGGACCCGCAGAAGAUCUACCGGCGCGGCGGCUACGACGACUACCUCGCGGCCGACUUCCCGGAGCUCGCCUACUUUACGGAGUGCGCCGUCGACGAGGCGCCCAUGCCCGCCGUCGGGCCGGACCUUUAG
Messenger RNA from Aureococcus anophagefferens, 858 nucleotides. RefSeq lists its product as hypothetical. Gene Ontology annotation, biological process: protein peptidyl-prolyl isomerization. The coding region runs from base 1 to 858 and encodes 285 amino acids. NCBI's taxonomy places the organism in Eukaryota, Pelagophyceae, Pelagomonadales, Pelagomonadaceae. Gene Ontology annotation, molecular function: peptidyl-prolyl cis-trans isomerase activity. The record is from RefSeq and is a predicted model, not a curated record. Gene Ontology annotation, cellular component: catalytic step 2 spliceosome. The transcript has a single exon.